Messenger RNA from Candidula unifasciata, 1450 nucleotides. The record is from the annotation of a GenBank genome assembly. Lineage: Eukaryota; Metazoa; Mollusca; Gastropoda; Stylommatophora; Geomitridae.
GUCAGUUGCUGAUGGAGGCUGCCAGACUAUGAACAUUCAGUCAGAAAAUGUUGAAGUUCAGUCUUAUGAAGCCUAUGACCAAGAGGUACAGACAGAUCUAGUUGGAGAUUACACAACUCAACUAGCAGACUCUGACAGUAAGGCCUUAGCUAACUUCCUCCAUCUCGUUGAACCAAUGGUAAUGAAAUGUCUGGCCAACAAUUUGAAAAGCAGAGCAUUUAAUGAUGUCAGUGACCACAGAGAAAGUGUAUCUGAAGCUGUCACUUGUGUCCACACCCUCUUCAAUUCUGAUAUGAAAGAGCAGCUGCAGGUCACAGAUCUAUCUUGGAAUGCCACGGGCUCCACGCUGGCUGCAUCAUAUCCUUUUUGUUUUGUUUUUUGGGUACCGAUUACACGCAAGGCAAUUGAAUUUGAUCAUGAAGAUUGGUGCACACACAAGGCAGCACUGUGUACAUGGAAUUUAGACAGACGGGGAAUCAAAGAGGACAAACCUGACACAGUAAUAGAUUCUCCCUGCUGCUUGAUGUGCAUAGAGUUUCAUCCUGUCAAUCCUGCAUGGCUGGCUGGUGGCAACUUUAGUGGAGAAAUAAUUCUGUGGGAUCUAAGCCGUGAAGACGAUCUGGUGCUGGCAACAUCAGGGAUUGGGAAUGAUGCACACAGGGAGCCUGUCAGCAAAGUUCAUUGGAUUAAAAGUCAGUCUUCAGGAAGACGAGAUUAUGAUAUUAUCAGCAUUAUUUGGAAAUUAGAAACGGGAAGGGUUAUCAUUUGGAUUAUUUGUAUAAUGGCCGAUAACUUGUAUAGGGCUAUGAAAGUGAGAGCAACAAGAGGUGACAAGGAAGUGGGUGUAACUUGCAUCUCCUUUAGCCAUGAAGAUCCAGAUCUCUUUGUCCUUGGUUCAGAGAGUGGUUGUAUAUUUAAAUGCAACCUUCACGCUACAGGCAGACCUGCAGGAAAUUACAUAGACUCAUCAGUGCCGCUAUGUUCGCCUGUGACUUUCACUUUCAACCCCCACCAUGGACCAGUGCAUUCAGUUGACUACUCUCGAUUUCAUCGAAAUGCCUUUCUCAGUGCAGGAAUGGACCAAACUCUUCGUCUGUACAGUGUGUUACAGGCCCAUCCCAUUGUGACAAUUGAACCAGGAGAUGGGUAUCUGUUUUCUGCUAGAUGGUCACCUGUGAAGCCGUCAGUACUGGCUGUAACAACAGAAAAUGGAAACCUACUUCUUUAUGACCUGCGCCAAGGACAGAUGGUUCCAGUUCAUAAGCUGGAGGCUAGUCCUAACAGACAGCCUGUCUAUAGUCUGCAGUUCAACACUCAGCAAAAGUCCAUCUUGGCAACUGGGGAUGGUCAAGGUUACAUUAGAGUGUUCAGACUUGGAGAGGCUUUGACAUCGAUGUCAGGGAGAGACACUGAGGUCUUAGAGGAGAUAAUGAACACAGGCAUAGACUGA